Messenger RNA from Hordeum vulgare subsp. vulgare (domesticated barley), 1948 nucleotides. RefSeq names its product coatomer subunit delta-1. NCBI's taxonomy places the organism in Eukaryota, Viridiplantae, Streptophyta, Magnoliopsida, Poales, Poaceae. The transcript has 12 exons. The record is from RefSeq and is a predicted model, not a curated record. Gene Ontology annotation, biological process: retrograde vesicle-mediated transport, Golgi to endoplasmic reticulum; Golgi localization; endoplasmic reticulum to Golgi vesicle-mediated transport. Gene Ontology annotation, cellular component: cytosol; COPI vesicle coat. The coding region runs from base 230 to 1801 and encodes 523 amino acids.
CACACUUGCGCCGCUUUAACCACUCUCGCGCGACCCUCCGCCCCCUCCCUCCAGAUCUCGCCAAAACUCCACGGGGACGAGCGCGCUCCCGGCAUUUUCUCCAGCGCCCUCGUCGCCGACGAAGGCAGUAGAUCCGGCGGGCGGCGGCCCGGCGCAUCUCCUCGCCUGCGGAGCAGGUGCAUAAUUUGCUGGCUUGUGUUAGUUCGGGGGAUCAGCAAAGCUAUUGAAAAUGGUGGUUCUUGCUGCUUCCAUCAUCUCGAAAUCUGGAAAAGCACUUGUUUCAAGACAAUAUGUUGACAUGUCCCGGAUUAGGAUUGAAGGGUUACUUGCAGCAUUCCCGAAACUUGUUGGAACUGGGAAGCAGCACACUUAUCUUGAGACUGAAAGCGUUCGUUAUGUUUAUCAACCUAUUGAAGGCCUAUAUCUGCUGCUUAUCACAAACAAGCAGAGUAAUAUUCUUGAAGAUCUGGACACACUGAGGCUACUAUCCAAGCUUGUGCCUGAAUACUCGUCUCUGGAUGAGGAUAGUAUCUGUAAAACAGCAUUUGAGCUUAUAUUUGCAUUUGACGAAGCAAUCUCUCUCGGAAACAAGGAAAAUGUAACAGUGCAGCAAGUCAAGCAAUACUGCGAGAUGGAAAGCCAUGAAGAGAAGGCGCAUAAGCUGAUGAUGCAGAGCAAAAUCAAUGAAACUAAAGAUGUCAUGAAGAAGAGAGCUAGUGAGCUUGACAAAAUCAGGAUGGAGAAAGGCAAACUCGACAAAGGAGGAUACUCAUCAAUAUCUGGUCCCCGUGUUAUUGAAAAAACUUUCGGUGACAUGAACAUUAGUGGUUCUGGCUUUGGAAGUGGUUCUUCUGGAUUAAGUGGAAUUGGUGCUGAUAUGGACUCAUUUGCGACUAAACCCAAAGGUCGUCCGUCAGCAGCUGCUACUGCUCCUGGUAAAGGUUUUGGUAUGAAAUUAGGCAAAUCACAGAAGACAAAUCAGUUCCUAGAAUCUUUGAAAGCUGAAGGAGAAGUCAUUUUGGAGGAUGUACAACCAAGUUCAGUUUCUUCGAGGUCCUCGCCUCUUAUACCAAGCGAUCCCAUCACAGUGACUAUUGAAGAGAAACUUAAUGUAGUAGUUAAAAGAGAUGGAGGUGUUAAUAACUUUGAUGUGCAAGGAACCCUUGCUCUUCAGGUCCUUAAUGACGCAGAUGGAUUUAUCCAGUUGCAGAUCGAAAACAAAGAUGUUCCUGGACUCAGCUUCAAAACACACCCCAAUAUCCACAAGGAGCUGUUUAACAGCCAGCAAAUUGUUGGAGCAAAAGAUCCAAACAGGCCUUUCCCAAGUGGUCAAAAUGAAACACCACUUGUGAAAUGGAGAAUUCAGGGGAUGAAUGAAUCGAAUUUACCCCUGUCAGUUAACUGCUGGCCAUCGGUAUCUGGAAAUGAAACCUAUGUCAACAUUGAAUACGAGGCCUCAGAGAUGUUUGACCUGAACAAUGUUGUCAUAUCAAUUCCUCUGCCUGCACUUCGGGAGGCUCCAACCGUUAAACAGAUUGAUGGAGAGUGGAAGUAUGACUCUAGAAACUCUGUAUUGGAAUGGUCCAUUAUCCUUAUUGAUCAGUCAAACCGCAGUGGAUCGAUGGAAUUUAUUGUUCCCCCGGCUGAUCCGUCAACAUUUUUCCCCAUCUCUAUUGGAUUUGGUGCUUCCAAUACUUUCAGUGAUCUGAAGGUCACUGGAAUUCAUCCUCUGAAGGAAGGCAACCCUCCAAAGUAUUCACAGAGGGUCCGUUUGGUUGCUGCGAACUAUCAAAUAGUCUAAAGCCAUACUGAAAUUGUUACUGCCGUUUCUUGUUAGUGGCACAAUGAGUAUAAUUUUGCAUGAAACUUGUUUAAAAAUGUGUGAUUUGUCCUGUUCCAUAUGUAGUGUGUCGCACCAUUGACAAAUAAAAGCAUGGAUUCUCCUGUA